Molecule: messenger RNA, 1607 nt
Organism: Pieris brassicae (large cabbage white)
Lineage: Eukaryota; Metazoa; Arthropoda; Insecta; Lepidoptera; Pieridae
Gene: Rad51D
Product: DNA repair protein RAD51 homolog 2-like
Exons: 5
Coding region: 688-1455 (255 amino acids)
Biological process (GO): DNA strand invasion; reciprocal meiotic recombination; telomere maintenance
Cellular component (GO): Rad51B-Rad51C-Rad51D-XRCC2 complex; replication fork; centrosome
Molecular function (GO): ATP binding; four-way junction DNA binding; single-stranded DNA binding
Source: RefSeq, a predicted model, not a curated record
GGGAAGUCAAUUCCAUAGCCUAACUGCAGAAACCUUUAAGGUGGAUUCGUCAAGAAAGGAGGAGUUAUGAGAUGGGAUUUCAAGGAUAUAGUUUUAAGCUAUUGUUAUGGGCUCCCAAAAAUUUGAAGUAAUUUUUAGAUAGGAAGGCGUUUUCGGGUUAAACAUAAUGGAAUAUAAGAGAUGCCAUUACUUUACUCUGCUUAGGAUUAAUUAGUAGACCAAAACUUUUACUCCAGUCAACGAUUUUUGCCAACACAUAGUUAGUAGAUUGUAUGGGUUGCGGGAGAUCAUUGAGCCUUAAUUGAACUUAAAUUUGAAGAUUAUUGACGUAUGAAUGAAAAUUAGUUGAAAAAAGGAAAGUUAACGAGUUGAUAUAAAUUGCAAAAAGAAGAGGAGAAAGUUCUCGGCCUUGCGGAAGUUCUCGGCUAUAUAGUUCACAGACAAGAGUUAUCACAUAUAAUCAUACCCACCGCCACUUAAUUCUUAUGCUCUGUGGAGUUACGGUUAAUAUAAUUAAAUGAAAAUUGAAAAUGUGAAGUCAAGACUCGAGAGUAUGAUUUUUUUGACUCGACGUUUCAAAACUUUAAGUUUCCACUAAGAGCAAUGAAGUAGAUUAUUUUAUUUGUAAUUGGUAAUAAUUCUGAUUUUGCAAUUAUAUUUGUUAAUAGUACUAAAUUACCUUACUAAAUGGAAAAAUUGAAUUCAACUAUUCACUCAUCUUUAUCUACUGUGCUGCUUAAAAAAAUGACAAAAAAUUGUAUAAACACAAUCGCAGAUUUUCUUAAAGAAGAUGUUGAAAAGAUAUCAAUUAUUACAAAAUUAGAAGUAGCUUGUGUAUUAGAUAUACGAGAUAUUAUUUUUAAAAAAUAUUCCGCCCCAUCAAUCUCUGGGACUACUUUACGCACCAGAUUUUUAACUGAAAAAAGCUAUCUGGAAACUGGUAUUAAAAGAUUAGAUACAAUUUUAAAUGGGGGCAUUCCAAUUGGAUUUCUAACUGAAGUGUGUGGCUUAGCCGGUUCUGGGAAAUCCCAGUUAUGUAUGCAACUAGCAAUUAACAGUGCAAAGUUGUCUAAUUCUGUAAUUUACAUUGAUACAAAAGGAGAUUUUUCAGCAGUUAGAAUUCAAAAAAUCUUAGAAGCUCAUGGGCUAUCACACAAGGAAAUGGCAAUUAUCAUGCUGAACAUCAAUAUAGUGCAAAUUUUUUCAAUGAAUGAUCUUAUAUGCUUGUUAGAAUCUAUAAAAACUAAAAAGAUAGUUUUUGAUUGUUUAUCUCUUGUAAUACUAGAUUCACUACCGUGUUUAAUGUUCCAGCAUUUUGGAGACAAUAAUAAAAUUGGUUUGAAGUUUCUUAACAUUUUUGUUAACCUUGCAAGAUGUAUUAGUAAUGAAUUAAGGACAUGUUUUAUAUGUGUUAAUAUUGAAACCAGAUGGGUAGAUCAAGAACGAGGACGAUAAUUUUGGAGAACCUGCUUACUGCGAAAUAAAAAAUAGGUGUUUGGGAAAGUACUGGCGUCAUAUUCCUGUUCAGGUGUUAUCCCUUCAAAAAACAUUUGAAUCAGAUACUAAAAGUUACAUAAAUAUAAAAGUAAUAGCUGAAAAUUAUAAUA